AUGCCUGAAGUCACCAACAUCACCAGCGUGGACCAGUUCAACACCCUCAUCGGGAACGUCCCGCCCACGGCCGUCGUCGCACUAAACUUCCACACGCCCUGGGCCGAGCCGUGUAAGCAGAUGAACGAAGUCUUCAAAGCGCUCGCCACCACCGCCCCCCCAACUACCUACUUCCUCUCCAUCGACGCCGAAGAGCUCCCCGACAUCUCCGAGUCCUACGACGUCUCCGCCGUCCCGUACUUCGUCCUCCUCCGCAACGCCUCAGUCCUCAAACGCAUCUCCGGCGCCGACCCCAAAGAGCUGCGCUCCGCCAUCGAGACCCAGUGCGGCGCCUCCUCCACCGCUCUACCCCCCGCACAAGAGACCACCGCCCCCCCCGCCACCACUGCAUCCCCAACCACCACCACCACCGCCACCUCCGCCGAGACGGGAGGAGAGGAGGACCUCAAUACGCGCCUGGCAAAGCUGGUCAAGGCCGCGCCGGUGAUGCUGUUCAUGAAGGGGACGCCGGCGGCGCCGCAGUGCGGCUUCUCGCGCACGCUGGUGGGCCUGCUGCGGGAGAAGGGCGUGCGCUAUGGGUUUUUCAACAUCUUGGCGGACGAUGAGGUGAGGCAGGGGUUGAAGGAGUUUUCGGACUGGCCGACGUAUCCGCAGUUGUAUUUGGAGGGGAGUUUGGUGGGGGGGUUGGAUAUCGUCAAGGAGGAGUUUGAGAACGAUCCGGACUUUUUGAAGGCGCAGAGCGUCAGCGCGGAUGCUUAG
This is a messenger RNA of Morchella importuna, 759 nucleotides long. RefSeq lists its product as uncharacterized. The record is from RefSeq and is a predicted model, not a curated record. Lineage: Eukaryota; Fungi; Ascomycota; Pezizomycetes; Pezizales; Morchellaceae. Gene Ontology annotation, molecular function: 2 iron, 2 sulfur cluster binding. The transcript is spliced from 3 exons. The coding region runs from base 1 to 759 and encodes 252 amino acids.